Messenger RNA from Nerophis lumbriciformis (worm pipefish), 1863 nucleotides. Lineage: Eukaryota; Metazoa; Chordata; Actinopteri; Syngnathiformes; Syngnathidae. The record is from RefSeq and is a predicted model, not a curated record.
AUGGCAAGCAAAGAAGUGGCCGACACAACAGAGCCUUUGAGGCUGAGACUGCUGUUGGCUAAAGUGGAGUCUCUGAAAGGUUUUUGUGUGCAGCAUGGACAUGACCUGAGACUUCUUCUAAAGGUGCUUGUGGUGGCUGGCUGGGUUGCCUUGGUGAUUGCAGCCUGUGUGUUAAACUUUCGUCGGGCCUUCGUUUUGCUGGUCAUCUCUUUGCUCGUGCUCUUCUUCCUCGUCUGGGAUUGGAUGAUGGGGCGCUACGGUGACCAGAUUUGGGAGGGGCUUCUUCCUGUCAGAGAGUUUAUCAGCAUGCACUGGAUUCAAGUCAGAUGGCUAAUAUACACGUGUGUGCUAGUGGGCCUCGUGUGCUGGCUGAUACUGGACACAGGCAAGCAUGGAAAAAGACAAAUAAUGUCUUUCUUUGGUUUGCUGCUCCUCAUCUUUCUCAUGAUGCUGUUCUCCAAACAUCCUUUCAGGUGGUCAUGGCAAGCAUUGUUCUGCGGUCUCGGGCUGCAGUUUGUCUUUGGUCUUAUUGCGCUCAGGUCCUCCUUUGGCCUACAAGCACUGGACUGGAUGGGCAAAAAAGUUGAGAUCUUCAUAUCCUACACAGACGUUGGCUCUCGUUUUGUCUUUGGAGACAAUUUCCAAAAGCACUUCUUCAUCUUUAAGGUGAUGCCUAUCCUGAUUUUUCUGAGCGCCGUCAUCUCUGUGCUCUACCACUUGGGCUUGAUGCAGUGGCUGGUUAGCAAGAUCGGCUUCAUAAUGCAAGUUACCAUGGGAACGUCUCCAGUCGAAUCGACGGCUGCGGCCGCAAAUAUCUUCUUGGGGCAGACUGAAACCCCCCUGUUGAUUCGACCCUACAUCUGUGAGCUAACCAUGUCCGAGAUGCAUGCAGUUAUGACAGGAGGUUUUGCUAGCAUUGCUGGUACCCUCUUGGGAGUCUUCAUCUCCUUUGGGGUGGAUGCUACGCACUUGUUGACGGCGUCGUUGCUUUCCGCUCCCGCCUCGCUGGCUAUCUCCAAAAUAUUCUGGCCAGAAACAGAGACACCGAGCACAAAAGCGUGUCGUGAUGUCAAAAUCAAAGGGGGGAGUACUAACAUGCUGGAGGCAGCGUCGCAAGGGGCCAUCUUUGCUGUGGGAAUAGUGGCCAACGUGGUGAGUAACCUCUUGUCCUUCAUGGCACUGUUGGCUUUCUUCGACGGCGUCCUCUCCUGGUUGGGGGCCAUGUUUGACUUCCCCCAGCUCAGCUUCUCGCUGAUAUGCUCGUACCUGUUUAUGCCCCUGACAUUCAUGAUGGGGGUUUCAUGGGAGGACAGCUUCAUGGUGGCUGAGUUGGUGGGCAUGAAGACCUUCCUCAACGAGUUCGUGGCAUAUCAGAAACUGUCGGUGUUGAUUAAGAGGCGCAAGGCCGGUGGGCCGCAGUAUAUCAACAAUGUCAAGCAAUACAUUUCUGUGCACUCUGAAACCAUCGCCACAUAUGCCCUGUGCGGCUUCUCCAACUUCGCCUCGCUGGGCUUGACAAUCGCAGCCAUGACUACAAUGGCUCCAGAGAGACAAAGUGACAUCUCCUCUUGCGGGAUCCGAGCUCUGAUCGCAGGCAGUGUUUCAUGUUUAAUGACGGCCUGUGUCGCAGGCAUGCUGUACAUCCCCAAACUGGAGUGCCCACAGUACCUCAACAGCAUAUUGAACAGCACCAAUGUGACAAUGACAACACAACUGCUCACCUGCUGUACACAACUUUACAACAGCGUGACGGUGCAUGAGCCAUGGAACUUCACCCUUCAGGAAUUCAGCAAGAGCAGUGUGCAAGUGUGUUGUGCGCUCUUGCCCUCCUCUUCACACUUCAACUGUAGCUGGCUUCUUUAA